Molecule: messenger RNA, 2438 nt
Organism: Acipenser ruthenus (sterlet)
Lineage: Eukaryota; Metazoa; Chordata; Actinopteri; Acipenseriformes; Acipenseridae
Product: DENN domain-containing protein 2D-like
Exons: 14
Coding region: 598-2208 (536 amino acids)
Cellular component (GO): nucleoplasm; cytosol
Source: RefSeq, a predicted model, not a curated record
AAAAGGAGAAGUUACUGAAAGAAUGUUGUUAAUGAAUUCACACAAGAGUGCGCAGUACAGCUGGGAGAAACUCGUCGCAAGGUUUGAAAACAUCAGCUAAUAGUUGCUGUGGUUCACCUGAGCCAGGUAGCCCUGCCCCGCGUUUCUCCACAUACCCGUGCUCAUUAUGAGUUGCAGGGUGUGCUAGCAGGGUGGUGUAUGUGCUGAAUAUGUGUGUGUGAAGCGGUGCCUCUAUCGAUGUGCUGGUUGUGAAAACACGGGUCCAUGUCAUUCCGGUCACAACAUCAGAUAGCAAACCAAACCGACGAACCCAGAAAACUGGAUUGCUAAAAAAAAAAAAAAUUACAGAAGAAAAAAACUUUCCCCGUACACAUUUCAGAAAGCGAAAGAAAGCCGCAUACAGGAAGUCACGGAGAACACUUUUUUUUUUUUUUGCCUGUUUUGUGUAGUGUCUGUCAGCGAGGUGUCCGACUGCUCUGCGCGAUAGCUAAAUCAGUGACGCGCCGAAGAAGAUGGAAUUAAUCUGCUGAGGAAAGGAGUCGAACAAAGCGAAAGAAACUCGCGUCGUGUCUGUCUGGCGGCGGGUAUAAGAACACGAUGGACGGGGAUAAGGGGAAGGGAGGCGGACUGAUUCCUAAAGGGCUCGCUCAGAUUCAAAAAGCGACUGAAAAGAGUGAAAGUGAUAAGCCCAGCAGAGAGGCUCGGAUUGAGGGCAAAGCGAAAGGAAAGGGUCCCGCGGGGUCUACGCCAGAGCACUCUGGGACCCAGGCGAGUGACGAGGAGGAGGGGGAGGAGGAGGGGGGCGAGCGAGGCUCCAACAGGUUGAGCAAAUUCUUCUCAUCGUUCCGCUCCAAGCUGUCCAGAGAGAAAGGCAGUAAGGAGCAGCCAGUGCUGGAAGUGGCCAGCGAGUCGAAGCCUGCAGAGAUGGAGCAGAGAGAGACUCGGUACUCUAGCGGGCAGUUCUUCUUCGAGUACCUGGUGGUCGUCACGGUGAAGAAGAAGGGAGAGAGCUACGAGCCACAGAUCACAUACCAGUUCCCAAAGCGGGACGGGAUGGUGCGUUUCCAGAAAGAGGAAGAGGAGAAGACCCUGACGGCCAUCACGCUGUUCUGCUUCCCAGAGGGAAUCAACUGGGCCCCGCUCACAGAGUACCGCAGUGAAACCUUCUCCUUUGUCUUGACUGAAAUUGAUGGGAGCCGGAGGAAUGGAUACUGCAGGAGAUUACUGCCUCAUGGGAAAGGAGCCCGCCCUCCUGAAGCAUACUGCAUCAUCAGCAAGCUGGCCUGCUUUGGACUCUUCUCAAAGAUCUUCGACGAGGUGGAGAAGCGGCGCCAGAUUGCGCCGGCGAUGAUUUACCCGUUCAUGCAGAGCCUGAGAGAGUCUCCGUUCCCCGCGCCGGGACACACCGUGAAAGUCAAGAGCUUCAUCCCUGACUCGGGCACCGAGAUCAUCGAGCUGACCCGGCCGCUGGACCCCCUGCUGGAGCACGUGGAUUUCAGAACGCUCUUCAAGUGCCUGAAGGAUGAGGAGGUCCUGCAGGUGUUCGCCUCCACGGUGCUGGAGCGCAGGAUCAUCUUCGUGGCAGACGAGCUCAGCACCCUGUCUCAGUGCAUCCACGCUGUGGCCGCGCUGCUCACCCCCUUCAUCUGGCAGCACACCUUCAUCUCCAUCGUGCCCAAGAUCCUGAUCGACGUGGUCAUGGCGCCCACCCCCUACCUGCUGGGUGUGCAGAAGCAGCUGCUGGAGGAGGUGCUGGACAACAGCGACAUAUUAAUAGUGGAUUUAUCUGAAGGAUCUAACAAGACUUUCAUUCAGAAACUGGGUGAUGAGAAAAGCCUCCUGCCACCAAAGCUGCAAACUGAGAUCCUGCAGGCGCUGAGUGCCAGGAAAGAGAACUCCACGCCUGAGGAGCUGAAUAAGAUUGUGUCUGCUGCGUUUGUUCCGUUCUUCGUGAAGACGGUGGGACACUUCUCCUCCCACGUCAAGAGGAACAGUAAAGGAGGGCGGGGGGAGUUCCAGAAGAAAAGCUUCUGCAAAGCGGUGGAGUCCAAGACGACCCGCAAGUUUGUCAAGAAGUUCAUCCAGACCCAGAUGUUUGAUUUAUUUAUUCAAGAAAUAGAGCAGCAGCCAGCAGGACAGGAAGGAUUUUUUCAGAAAAAGAUUGCAGAAUAUAAAGAGAAAAUGAAGAAGGAGAAGAAGAAACACUAGAAUAAACGAUCUUUGCAUUCAUCUCUUGGACUGACUCGCCCAAUAACUGAGAGAGACUCUGUGUGUGUGUGUGGAGAAAUCCAUGCGAUGCUAAGGACUCUGACUUUUAUUCAGUGAAACGGGAGAAGCUGCUGUAAAUGCCGGUGUUUAUCUGUGUGUGUGUGUGUGUGUUUGUAGAUGGGAAUUGCUUGUACAUUGCUACCCAGAAGAGUAAAGAGUUUUACAUUUUC